Emiliania huxleyi CCMP1516 is the source of this 1005-nucleotide messenger RNA. RefSeq lists its product as hypothetical. NCBI's taxonomy places the organism in Eukaryota, Haptophyta, Isochrysidales, Noelaerhabdaceae. Bases 1 to 1005 code for a protein of 334 amino acids. The record is from RefSeq and is a predicted model, not a curated record. The transcript has a single exon.
AUGAGCUCGCCGAUCAUGCCUGCCCACGAGGAGUUCGUGGCGCGAAGUGUGACCACUCCGUCCUUUGAGCUGCUCACGCUGAACCCCAGCGUCGACACGAUGAUAUCGGCCAGCGUCACGCGAACAGGUCUCUGGCAGCCGUCGAUCACACGGGUCGUCCAGGCGCUCGCGAGUCGCCACUGCAACCAGACGGACGGCGGUGCGCUCGCGGUCGACGUGGGCACGAACAUCGGCUACGAGACGCUCAUGCUCCUCAUGCACGGCUGCCGCGUCAUCGGCUUUGAGAUGCAGGACGAGAUCUCUGCGCUUGUGCAGCAGUCAGCCGCGCGGAACGGCGUCGCGUCUAGGCUGCGCAUGUUGAAACGCGCGGUCACGGACCACGACGACGACGUGCUGCAUCGCUCGGUGGUGACGCGCGGCAACUUUGGUGGCGUCGGACUCCUGCGGACUCCAUGGCGGCCUCCACCAAAGUCGGAAUCCGGGCGCGGCCCUGCAUCUGGGCACGGCGGCGGCGGCAGCGGAUGCGCGGUGCAGACGACGACACUCGACCGCGAGCUGCGGCACGCCGGCGAGAUCACGCUGAUGAAGAUGGACAUUCAGGGCUCCGAGCCGGCGGCGCUGCGCGGCGCGACCAACCUGCUGCGCCGCGGGCGCGUCCGCAACCUCAUCCUGGAGCUCGACCCGCAGAGCUUCGGCGGCGUCACGCCGGCGGUGAGCCUGCUGCGCAACCUCAGCAGCUUUGGCUUCCACUACGUGACCGAGCUACCGUAUCUCCAGUCCACGCUCGACGAGUUCCGCCGGCCGCUCGCGGCGCCGAGCGUCUGCCCGCUCGUCGCCGGCCCGCACGACAAGCCCGGCUGGGAGGCGACCUUCGGCGAGGCCGUCGCCGCGCACCGCGACCGGCGCGGCGUCGGUUUCACCGACCUUUGGCUGAGCCUCGAGCCGCAGCCCAUCACGCGCGCGGCGCGUGCCGGCGCCGGCACUCGGUGGUGCACCAGCGUCUGA